Messenger RNA from Gymnodraco acuticeps, 2712 nucleotides. It is a transcript of the gene nek12, whose product is annotated as NIMA-related kinase 12. The record is from RefSeq and is a predicted model, not a curated record. Gene Ontology annotation, molecular function: ATP binding; protein kinase activity. Gene Ontology annotation, biological process: protein phosphorylation. Lineage: Eukaryota; Metazoa; Chordata; Actinopteri; Perciformes; Bathydraconidae.
UCCACACAGACGCUGUGUGACGAGGGUUGACAUCCGUCUUGUGUUAAAGCGCUGCUUACCUUGACACUGUUAUAAUGAUUUUUGGAAAGACUCGUUUGUCGUCGCCAGCAGACUGAAAAGAUGGAGAAGUAUGAGCAGGUGUUGUGUUUGGGCAGGGGAGGAGCUGCGGAAGUGUUCCUAAUGAGGCACGUAGAGAGCAAGAGCCUGCACGCGGUGAAGAGGAUAAAGGUAGAGAGCACAAGGAGGACAAACACUCAGCGGACAAUCCUGCAGGAAGCUGAGAUCAUCAGGAGUCUGCAGCACCCUCAUGUAGUCACAUGCAGCGAUGCCUUUGUUAGCUCUGAUGGAUUUAUUUACAUUGUGAUGAACUACUGUGAUGGUGGGACACUAGAUGACAAAGUGAAGCAGAGAAAACCAAAUGAGUUCUUCACAGAGGACACUGUAAUGGGGUGGUUUGUACAAGUUGCUGUGGCUCUGGAUUACAUACACACAGCUAAGAUACUACACAGGGACAUCAAAACAUCAAAUGUACCUAAGCAAGGCAUGGUGAAGCUAGGGGACUUUGGGAUAUCCAGAGUAAUGACCAACACAGCUGACAUGGCCUCCACAUGUGUUGGGACACCGAGCUACCUCAGUCCUGAGCUGUGCCAGGACGUCCCAUACAGCACCAAGUCUGACAUCUGGGCUCUGGGCUGUCUGCUGUAUGAGCUCUGCGCUCUCAGAUCUCCGUUUGCAGCCACCAACCUGCUGAGUCUGUUCUACAAGAUCACCAAAGGAGAGUUUGAUCCAGUGCCCAACAUCUUCUCUGACAACAUCUCCUCUUUGAUCGAGACGAUGCUCUGCAUCAACCCAGAAAACAGGCCAACUGCUGCCUGUAUACUCAACAGUGCCUGUGUGCAUGAUCAUCUGGAGUCUAUGGAACACACACAGAGUGACUGUGUUCCUGUGAAGAGCGUUGACACUAACACAGCAGGACAAGAGCACAACAUGGAGGCCUGCUCCAGCUACGUUGAGGAGGAAUAUCAUCAUGAUUUGUGUGUUGGAGAGCACAACCACAGUGACUGCCAGUAUCCCGAGGACUUUGAUGAAGACGAGAGUUUGUCCUCUCUUGAGGAGUGCAGUGACAACUCUGGGUCGACAAUGAGGAGCGAAUCAGCUGAGUCUAUUGUAUUUCCUGAUGCCUCAGAUCAGGUGGAGUAUCCGGAUGACUUUGAGGAAGCAGAUGUGGAAGAAGAAGAUGGAGCGGCCUCAGCUCAGGAUGCAGCCGAGGAGGAGUUUCAGCUCUGCGACGCUGGAGGACUGACCAUCACUCUGAAAGCGUUGAAGGAAAAAGGCUAAAGGAGACAACCGAUGUGGAAUAAAGUGACCAGAACAGUUCACUAUCUGAUGAGUGCCUUGUUCGUGAAGCGUUUUAUCCAGUUGCUGUCAAAAAAAGACACCAGACCCUUUAUUUUUUAGAUAUCAGCUGAAAAUAAGACAAUUAAACACUUGGUGGGGCUAGAGAGGAAGAAUGAAGUCCUGCUCAGUGUGGGUUGUCACGUGAUGAUUCCUCAAUGAUGUGUGAUAAGCGUCAUAAGCAGUAGGGGUGAUGUUGAAUGAAUGACGUGACUGGGUGAUUCUAAAAAUAGGAAGACAUUAUGAUAUUCGACACAAGCUUAUAUGAUGUCUCAAACCACUUUCAUGUUUUAUUUUUACAGAUAAAAUAGCAGUAGGCAGUGUUUCGUAAACUACUUAAAGCAUAUCACAUCACAUUCACAUCUUUCUUCGUAUAAGGCCUAUUAUACAGUAUAACCUAAUAUUUCAUACUAUAUGUUUUGUACUCACUCUUGUUUCUUUCAGUGUUUUAAUAUUACACCAUUUCAAAUGAAAGGACUUUUCAGGACUUAUCUUUGCCUCAAAAAGAGAUUAAAUCACAAUGUCUGUGCAACUGUGCUGAAUGAUAAAGGAAGUAUGUGGUUUAUGCAACGUGACACAAAAUGUUAUGACAGCUGAGAGGUUGUACAACUAAAAUGAAUGAUAUAAUACUAAGAAUCUGAAAUACACACCAGAGUUGACUUCACACUAAAGGCACACCUAGUAUAGAGUAACAUGGGUUUGUCUAUAUCAAAGAAUAAUCAAAUUGGUUUUAUUUUUGAAUCUAUAUGAACCUCUGAGAUUAAAAUAUAUUUUUCAAUAGGCUGAUCAGUUGGGGGUUAACAGUGUUACCUCCACCUCUCCACCUGUUCUCCUGUCUCUCCCUGAGGUGAAGGCCCCAGUCCCAUUGUAUGGUAUAACGAAUGAGUGACAGAUUAAAGGAAACAUCUAAAUAAAGUGUCUUUAAGGUCUUCUGUUAUCCACCAGAAAAGAGAUUGUUGUGUCUCGUCAGAUUUGUUAGUUUUUUUAUCCUUGUUUACUUGUAUUAGUAUUAUUUCUCGGUUAAGUUAAUAUUGUCAAGUCCACGCCUACUAACCUUUUUGUUAUCUGGCAUUUCCUGUUUGUCAUUCCCUGUUUUACUUUGGCACUAAUCCCCCCUCUCAUUUCAGGUAGUUCGACUCCUACCCAUUUGUGUUCUUCACUGACCUGAUUACCUUAUUGUUUUCACAGAGUGUGUAUUUAGUCUGUGUUUUUCUCUGUGCCAGGCCCAAGCGCCAGAUCGUUCGAGCCUUUGAGUCGAGCCUUCCAGCGUUUGAGCCUUACAAAUGUUAUUUGUGAUUUGUCAGAUAUCUGUGCUAG